Anopheles coustani is the source of this 852-nucleotide messenger RNA. RefSeq names its product general odorant-binding protein 45-like. The coding region runs from base 1 to 852 and encodes 283 amino acids. The transcript has a single exon. Lineage: Eukaryota; Metazoa; Arthropoda; Insecta; Diptera; Culicidae. The record is from RefSeq and is a predicted model, not a curated record. Gene Ontology annotation, biological process: sensory perception of smell. Gene Ontology annotation, molecular function: odorant binding.
AUGUCUUUCGGUUGGUUGUUUUACGGCGAGCUGGUGCUGCUGGUGGGAUCCACCUUCGUCGUUGGCUUUUCGGAGCACAGCUUGGUUUCGAAAAGUUUCGUGCAGGCGCAGCAGGAGUGCGUCGAGUACCUGAAAAUUCCGAAGUGCCGGCUGUACCAGUACCUCAACUACAACUACCCGAAUGACGCGCAAACCAAGUGCAUGAUCCGCUGCGUCGGGCUGAAUUUGAAGUGGUGGUACGCGGAUGUAGUCCUGCGUCCCGAGAUAAUCGGGCAGUAUUUCCUGCCGGACGGGGCGGAUGAGGCAAACCAGCAGCGUACCAAAGCUUGCAUCCUGCGCCGAACGUCGCCCGGGGAGCCGGGUUCCUGUGGCCAUGCGUUCGAAAUUUUCCAGUGCUACCUGGAGCAGUUUGGAGAGCUUCUGAACUGUCCGAAGCAAGUUCCACUCGAGGACACGCAGCUUGCCGAGGUGGUCGAUUUCUGUCUCGGCCUAAACGAGGUGACCCUCGACGAGUUCGCCAACUACACCACCGGAGCGGACUUCUCUGCAACGGAUGCGUCCCGGUGUCUGUUACGCUGCUUCGCCAUCCGCGCUGGGUUCUACUCCGACCAGCACGGACCGUACCAGAAGCGGUACGAGCUGCAGUUCGGUACGCCGACCGAUUGGAACGACCUCGAGGCGGACUACUGUGCAGCCCGGUAUCGUCGCGACGGUCUCGAAGAGUGCACGCUAGCCACGCGCGUCCUUUUCGACUGUUACGACUUCGUGGGCACCCUACAACCUGCCCUGCUUCGUGUCCUGGAGCUCCUGAAGGUUCAGCAAAUGAUGGCGCUUGAGCAUUUGCCGACGUAG